Messenger RNA from Chelmon rostratus (copperband butterflyfish), 600 nucleotides. RefSeq names its product ureidoimidazoline (2-oxo-4-hydroxy-4-carboxy-5-) decarboxylase (gene urad). NCBI's taxonomy places the organism in Eukaryota, Metazoa, Chordata, Actinopteri, Chaetodontiformes, Chaetodontidae. Gene Ontology annotation, biological process: allantoin metabolic process. The transcript has 2 exons. The coding region runs from base 1 to 531 and encodes 176 amino acids. Gene Ontology annotation, molecular function: carboxy-lyase activity. The record is from RefSeq and is a predicted model, not a curated record.
AUGACAAUGGACAUCGCCGCGGUAAAUGCCCUUCCUUACGAGGAUUUUGUAAAUAUUUUCGGUAAUGUGGUGGAGAAGUGCCCCAUUGUAACAGCUGCUGUGUGGUCGACGCGUCCCUUUGGGAACUUGACUGCUUUGGAGGCAGCAAUCAGUGAUUUCAUCGAUGCUCUCCCAGAAUCAGGUAAAGAAGGGAUCCUCAGGUGCCACCCGGACCUCGCGGGCAGGGACCUCCAGAUCGGCACCUUGACCCGGGAGUCGCGCGAGGAGCAGGCGGGCGCUGGAAUGGAUGCGCUGGACUCCGCGGAAGCGUCGCGCAUGGCCUGGCUCAACGGGGAGUACAAGAAGCGCUUCGGGUUCCCGUUUGUCAUCUGCGCCCGGAUGAACGACAAGGCAAACAUACUGCGGCAGCUGUCCGAGCGCUGCCGGAACGAGCGCGAGGUGGAGAGGGCGCGAGGCAUUCAGGAGGUGAAGAAGAUAUGCCGCCUGCGUCUCCAGGCUCUCGUGCUCCCUGACGCUCCCAACAAAUUAUGAACCUUGUUUGAGGUCAUACUGGAUUUCUCUUGCACCAGUUCAAUCACAUCUACGUUAAGACUGCCAUUG